AUGGAUGUGGCAACUUAUGCUUCCGAUCUGUGGAACAUUCAUAUGAUGCAUUUCUUGGACGACGAACAAAGUUGGCGUUUGUUCAAUCACAAGGUCUUCGGCCAUCAAGAAUGUCCUCUUGAGCUACAAAGUGUUGGGGAAAAAAUUGUAAAAGGAUGUGGAGGACUGCCUCUCCAAAUUGUUACUGUGGCAGGAAUUUUAUCCAGAAUUCCUAGAACUUCCAAGGUGUGGCAGCAAAUUGAAGUAAAUGACGGGCAGUUGGGAUCAAUAUUAUCUUUGAGUUACAACCACUUGCCUCCAUAUUUGAGGCCGUGUUUCUUGUAUAUGGCAGCCUUCCCUCAAGAUUAUGACAUCCAUGCCUCUGAACUCAUCAAACUUUGA
This is a messenger RNA of Salvia hispanica, 381 nucleotides long. Lineage: Eukaryota; Viridiplantae; Streptophyta; Magnoliopsida; Lamiales; Lamiaceae. The record is from RefSeq and is a predicted model, not a curated record.